AUGACACAUCCACUUUUCAACGUCCUCGAGGAGAAGGUUUAUUUCGACCUCACUGACCACUUCGACAACCACCGCCUCAAGAAUAUUGUAUUUAGUCCCGUGAAAAGUGGACAUUCACUUUGCUGCAUCCAUCUUCAGCUGGAGCAGUCUCCGAGCACAUCUGAAAAGAUCCCGUCAGGAAUACUCUUUGAAGUGAUGGGCCAGAUUGCCAUUCAGGACUGCUACCUCACCACCCAUGGAGACUCGGAACAUUAUCCCGAGCCUGGUGAUGGUUCACCAGCCGUCUCAUGCUGGAUUGAGCCCUUACCCGACAUCUUGUCGUGUGCUGAUUGGAGGAAGGCUAUGCGAGCCAUCACGAAAAUCGCGGAGAUGGGGCCAGAGUCUCUCCUCCAUCUUCUCAGGCAUGUUCGCAUGGAUCCGCCCAGCAUUGAUUUCAUGCAACUCCAAGUGGGAUGGCGCCCUCGGGCUUCAGAGGACAUGAUAGCAGACUUUCCACUCUUCAAUCGCAAGGGAAAGCAGACUGCACCGACCUCUAUCUCCGAAGUGCCAUUCGGGAAGCCCGUACAGACUGUGCUCGCGCAGCUGAAGAGCUCGCUCGCACCUCUUGAGAAGCGAAACUUUGAAGCUGAAUGGGCGAAAAAGGUUGAACGCCAGUGCGAAGCCUGGAAGAGAGCGCGCGUCUCGCAGUCACAGUAUGCAGAACAGCUGGAGUGGGAGGCUCACGUUGUGGAAUAUGUGAACUUUGUUCACGAGCGCAUAAAAGCCCAUGGAAAUGCAAAGCUCGCAACAGAGCGCAGUCUUCGCAGAGAUCUCCCACUCUACGGACCGCGCUUCGUACCGCCGACGUACCUGGAUAUAGCAAAGCGCAGCGCAACACCCGAAAUCAUGCCGGAGACGACGUACCUUAAGCCAGUUACCAUUGUCCAUCCAUUCUACUUCCCCGAGAUCACACAAUGCCCGCAGUGUGAUUCCGGUGAUGUUAAAUGGAUCCAAUGGGCUGCUACCGGCCAUCGCGAGGUGCAUGGUCUGUUUCGAGAGGAGACUGCAAUUGGGUAUCAGUUGCGGUGCAAGGAGUGCGAGAAACGCACCGCGGAACGAAGCGGUACCAAUGAAGACUCCGACGGAGCGUACUGCUUCACGACGACAAGCCACCUGUUUUGGCAGCGUCGGGACCACUGGGAAAUACCAUCCAGCAUCCCAUACUUCCUCAGGCGCUGCGCGGUCACGCGCGAGUUAUUUGACCUCAUCGUUGAACUGCGUCCUUCAACGACGUCUGCGGGGCUUGCCGAGAAUGUCAGACAGCUUCACCUCCUUGAAUACCACAGAGAGAGACUCGUGUACUUGCGAUACUUUCAGUUGCGACAGGAGACGAAAAACAUGAGCCUGGUCGAUCCUCCGCCACUGCGCAAGUUCUCAAAGCCGGGCGAAAUCGUCGCGGGCUACUGUGAUCGCUCGAUCACGGAUGACUUGAUCACUGAUAUCUUCAAUAAAUUCAGUGAGAAAACACGGCAACCAGAGUCAGAGACAUACCUUCGUACAUUGAGCGCAACAUCCAUCUCUCUCGACAAUACCUUCCGUGCGGCAGGAAAGGCGAGCUUGGUGACCGUUGUCGAGAAGAAGCAGAACCGCAUCAAGGUGUUGAAGGGUGGAAUUCUGAGCGUCAUCAACGAGGUCAAUGAGAUCAUAUCCUGGCGUUUCUGCCAGUCGCAAUCGACGUCUGAGAUCGCAGAGGUAUUAGCAGGUCUCAAGCGGCGCGGCGAGUUGCUGCAGGUCCCUGAUCCUGUGCUGGCGGUGGUCGACAACUGCUGCCAUGUGCGCAAGUCCAUCAAAAAGGCGCUGCCAGAAAUAGAUGUCGUGCUUGAUGUCUGGCACUUUGUCGGAAGAUACCUUGCAUGCAUUAUCGGCGGCACCAAGAAUUCGCUCCGUGGGGCGGUCGCACGAGAUUUGGUCGGCGCGAUCCUCAAGACUACGGCAGACAAGUACAAUCGUGCCGUCUACUGGAGCAGGGCAGAGCAAGAGAGAUGA
Molecule: messenger RNA, 2025 nt
Organism: Sparassis crispa
Lineage: Eukaryota; Fungi; Basidiomycota; Agaricomycetes; Polyporales; Sparassidaceae
Exons: 9
Coding region: 1-2025 (674 amino acids)
Source: RefSeq, a predicted model, not a curated record